AUGGAAUCAGCCUUGGACCUGCUCCUGAAAAGAGACGUCAAAGGAGACCGCGACAAUCUUCGCUAUGGCAGUCUGGAGAAGUCAACCAUACCCAAGUAUCGGGUUGCUGGUCGUGGCAGUAUCAUUGGGUUGCCUCGAGCCUACAAGGUCAAACACAUUCCAGGAGGCGCCCGUCAGAUCUCAGGGCCCCAAGCAGACACCGGCCAUCGGCAUGCUAACAAUUCUCUUCUAUCGCCAGCACCACAGCCUUCCACUCGCCCCAUCCCGAAACGGGAGUCUGUCAACGACGACCCUAUCAGGCGCCAGUCAAGCUACAUCUCGGUCAGAGCCGGCAGCUCGCGAAAGCGGAGGCGACUGUCUGACCUCGAACACCCUUUCUCUAUUAUUGACCAUACUGCUCAGCCCGACCAGGAUGACUCAUCCAGCGCCGGCGACGAAGAUGAUAUCGCCGACGAAGCCAAUGCCUACGAGGCAUUCCGCAGUGACACCGUCCAGCGACGUCAGCGAGAGUUGCUGAAGAGAACCAAUUCCGAUCCGGAGGAUCUCGAUGCCUGGCUGGCUCUGAUCGAACACCAACAGGAACUGGUCCGAGGUAGUGAGUCCAAUACGACGACGCUGAGCCCGAGCCAGCGUCGGACUUUGAUUGAACUCCGCAUUUCCCUCUAUCAACAAGCCCUAUCCAAGGUGACAACGUCGGACACACGUCAACGGCUGAUAGUUGGUCUCAUGCAAGAGGGAAGCAAAAUCUGGGAUCAUGCGAAACAAACGGAGGAGUGGCAGAAGCUUUUGAACGACAGUGCUUCGGUUUCUCUGCGAGUUCUGCAUAUCAACUUCCUCAUGACCAACCCUUGGACUUUCUCAUACCCAGGAUGCCUCCAAGCAAUUGACGAGUGUCUACAAAUAUAUCUGGCCGAGCCUACAUCCGAGAUUCGGGACGAUCAUGUCGUUUAUCUGCUGCUUCGUGCAACACUCUUGAUGAAGCAAGCCGGGUACGCAGAGCGAGCGGUCGCGGUUUGGCAAGGGAACCUCGAGAUCAAUUUCUUCCCACCGUCCGAGUGCGGAACAAGAGACCUAACUGCUCGCUUCGAGACCUUUUGGGACAGUGAGGCUCCCAGACUGGGCGAGGCGGACGUCCAGGGCUGGAAUAAGUCCACAGGUGAAGAGCCUGCGUCGGCACAAUCAAGAGAAGGCGAGAUUCCUCCGCCCACGCUGGACCGCCCAGAUCCUGCAUGGGCAGCGGCAGAGGGCCAGAUUCAGGCACACGCAACGCUGCCAGCAAGGACGCUGGACGACACCGACGAUCCUUUCCGAGUCGUUCUCUUCGCCGAUAUCCAAGCGUACCUUUUCCAUGCCAUGACUGCACAGACCAAAGCAAAGCUCCUGGAGGCUUUCCUGUGCUUUGCCGGUCUACCUCCACUUCAGCGUUGUCAAGCAGUCCAACACCUGGAUCCAUUUCUGAUACAGCCCCUCCGCGCCCCUGCUACAUCAGAGCCACCCUCGCCAUAUCCGCCAUUACGCUCGUUCAACACAGGCGGCGCAGACCCGGUGUUGCUCUUUGCCCACAAGGACGAUCCGUUUGCGGCCUUUCAGCACAACCUCGACGCCGGCUUGUCCUCUCUGAUCUUGGCCGCCCUUCAACAGCUAGCGUUGGCAGAUCCUGAAGACGAGUUGCUGGCCCAGUACGUAAUCGCCCUGACUCUGACUCUUUCUACAAGCCCUGCUGGUGCGGUCAGAAAAUUCGCGAAGAGUCUCAUCAAGCGCCGUCCAGAAAGCAGUCGAUUGUACAAUGCCUACGCAUUGGUGGAGCGCCGUUUGGGGAAGCACGAUUCCGCGGAAAGGGUCUGGAUCACGACACUCAAUAUGAAGGCCGGACAUGAUCCGCUGGCGACAUCACAACGCUUGCUGCUGUACCAUUCCUGGAUCUGGGAGUUGGCGCUGGCCGAGCAGGACGCCAAGGUUCUUGCUCUGAUGUCUCGACUACCAGCGACACAGCCCAAGCUCGACGACCUAGAAACGGCGACGGCUGCGCCGCCGGCCCCUGAGCUACUCAGCCGGUUCGAACAUUUCCUACGCUCGUGCCUUUCUAGAGCAUACUCAGGGUAUAUCCCCGACGAGAUCGUCGUCUGCGCAGACCUCCUCGCGCUUCUGCAGUAUUACACAUCCUGCCUCGACCUGCACGUCGCACUCGUCGCCUAUCAGCAGAUCCUGUCCAUGUCCGGCUUGCAGCUGGGCUCCAGCCAGAUCCCCAGCACCGCCGGAAUGACAGUGGAAAGAAUCCACAUCUCCCGUGCCCGCCUCAUCUCGCUCCACACCUACUCGCACAACGUUCAAUUCAAGCCUAAGGAAGUCAUCUCAACACUUCGCGAUUCAGUGUCCGCUUUCCCCCACAACACCGUCUUCCGACACCUCCUGCACGACUUCUCUCUCAAGCACGGCGCCGUGGAUCGGUUGCGGGAGGCGGCUGCUGCUGCGACCGUCACAAGCACCACCAUCGCCGCGACCGGUGAGGACCAAAGCAAGAACAUAGCCACUAAUCCGCCCCCGGCGCUAGAUUUGCUGCUUUCCAUCGAGCACCUCCAACGCAUCGACAACGAAUUAAGUCGCGACCCAAUCUACGGCGGAACCGAGCACGCCAUCCGUGCCGCGUUCCAGCGCGCCAAGGCUGAUGACUCGCCCGUCCGCUCUUGCCCGGCAAUCCAGCUGCGGCACCUGCAGUGGGAGCUGAGCCUCCUUCGUCGUGAGGCACCGUCACUGCAACAGCCCGGCGGAGUGACCGGGAGGAACGAGGACAACAAGCAGCGGCAGCAGCAGCAGCUCGAGAAGAAAGCUCGAAAGCAGCAAGUUCAGCGCGUAAGGACCACUUUCCACGAGGCCGUGGCGGCUUGUCCUUGGAUGAAAAGUAUCUACCUGACGUACUUUGAUGAACGGUUGGGUGGAGCUGAGGGCGCGGUGGAUGAGGAGUGGAAUGAGACGUACGAGAGCAUGCUUGAGCGAGGGUUGCGGCUGCAUAUAGAGCUCCCCAAUAGUCAACGAUGA
Molecule: messenger RNA, 3036 nt
Organism: Cyphellophora europaea CBS 101466
Lineage: Eukaryota; Fungi; Ascomycota; Eurotiomycetes; Chaetothyriales; Cyphellophoraceae
Exons: 1
Coding region: 1-3036 (1011 amino acids)
Biological process (GO): negative regulation of RNA catabolic process; regulatory ncRNA-mediated post-transcriptional gene silencing
Cellular component (GO): catalytic step 2 spliceosome
Source: RefSeq, a predicted model, not a curated record